Molecule: messenger RNA, 6298 nt
Organism: Ochotona princeps (American pika)
Lineage: Eukaryota; Metazoa; Chordata; Mammalia; Lagomorpha; Ochotonidae
Product: protocadherin alpha-C2
Exons: 4
Coding region: 855-3878 (1007 amino acids)
Biological process (GO): homophilic cell-cell adhesion
Cellular component (GO): plasma membrane
Molecular function (GO): calcium ion binding
Source: RefSeq, a predicted model, not a curated record
AUCCCAGACUUGCUACCUGAGAUCCCACAUUUAGUCCUAAGAGGGCAGCGCUGGCAACCCCACCCCUGGGUCCUGGGAGUUGAACACUUUCUGCAACAUCUAAAUUCCAGGGCGGGUGUAGUAAAUAAUCAAUUCCAUUAUUUGGUGCCUGCGUACAUUUCCUUGGAAUGUUGGACCCACCACCCGGGUGUGAGUAUGUAUGUUAGUUUUCCUUCGUUUCCUGGGUUCAGCUUGGAUUUUUUUUCCUUCCCUUGGAAGCUGAGAGCUGGAGUUCUAGGGACUUUUACAGCUUUUCCCAAGCUAAUCUCUUUAGAAGACCCGCUAAGCAGACGGGAGACCGUAGAGCCUGGAUGAGCAGUGUAGUGGGGGCAGGGAGGAAGGGAGUGGCCGAGUGUCUGCGGUCUGCUGGGAGCCGGCGGGUCCAGGGGCGAGCGGCGGGCUGGAGCUGGCCGCGCGGGCAGGGAUCGCUCUCCAUCACCUGGGUGCGGAAUUGGUGCGGGACUCGCGGAGCAUUCCCCCUCCCUUUUCCUCUCUUCCCCCUCCCCUCCUGCUUCCUUUUCCCUCCCCCUGGAGCAGCCGCCGCUGCAGCCGCAGGAAGCGGAACGCAGCUGAACGACUCCGAAGCCCCCGGAGGAGCAGAGAUGUGGGGAGUCCAGCGGGGGCGGCCGAGCCCGGAGCCCUUAGGAGGAUCUAGGAGGGGAGCGGUCCCCGGCGUUUGCUAGCGCGCGAUCUGUAGGGAAGCUGCGCAGGGUGGCGCGAGCCGAGGCGGAGGCGGGGCCCGGGCGGCAAGCGCGGCUGGGGCGGCUGCUGCCUCCGGCCCUGCCCCGCAGCCUCCGGCGGCGCGGUGGGUGGCUAUGGAGCCGGCGGGCACCAGACCUUGGGCCACCCAGCAUCUGCGAGUCCAGCGGCCCAUUCCCUGGCUGUUGCUGUUGCCUUUCCUGCUGCUGCUGCUGCUGCCGCUACCGGGCCCAGCGGCCUCCCAGCUACGGUACUCGGUGCCGGAGGAACAGGCUCCAGGUGCGCUCGUGGGCAACGUGGCCAACGCGCUGGGGCUGGAGCUGCGGCGUCUGGGACCUGGCUGCCUGCGCAUCAACCAUUUGGGAGCACCCAGCCCGCGCUACCUGGAGCUGGACCUGACGAGUGGUGCGCUUUUCGUCAACGAACGCAUAGAUCGGGAGGCGCUGUGUGAGCAGCGGCCUCGCUGUCUGCUCAGCCUGGAAGUGCUGGCGCACAACCCUGUGGCGGUGAGCUCUGUGGAAGUGGAGGUCCUGGACAUCAACGACAACUCACCGCGAUUCCCGCGGGCAGACUACCAGCUUCAGGUAAGCGAAUCGGUGGCUCCCGGGGCGCGCUUUCACAUAGAGAGCGCACAGGACCCCGACGUGGGAGCCAACUCAGUGCAGACCUACGAGCUCAGCCCCAGCGAGCACUUCGAGCUGGACCUUAAACCCCUGCAGGAGAACAGCAAGGUGCUGGAGCUGGUGCUGCGAAAGGGUCUAGAUCGCGAACAGGCAGCCCUGCACCGGCUAGUUCUUACUGCCGUGGACGGGGGCGUCCCUGCUCGCUCGGGCACAGCCCAAAUCUCCGUGCGGGUACUGGACACCAACGACAACUCUCCCGCCUUCGACCAGACCACUUACCGUGUGCAGCUGCGGGAGGAUGCGCCCCCAGGUACUCUGGUGGUGAAGCUGAAUGCCUCUGACCCGGAUGAGGGCUCCAAUGGCGAGCUCAGGUACUCGCUGAGUAGUUACACGUCAGACCGGGAGAGACAGCUCUUCAGUAUAGACGCUAGCACUGGGGAAGUGCGAGUCAGUGGGGCGCUAGAUUACGAGGAGGCCUCCUCCUACCAGAUCUAUGUGCAGGCCACCGACCUGGGUCCAGUGCCCAUGGCAGGACACUGCAAGGUGCUGGUGGACAUCGUGGAUGUGAAUGAUAACACGCCAGAAGUAGUGCUCAGGGAUCUGUACAGUCCCGUGUCUGAAAGUGCCACCCCAGAAACCAUCGUGGCUGUUCUCAGUGUCAAUGACCAAGAUUCAGGCCUGAAUCAGCAAGUGAGCCUGACGGUGGACGCCACGCUGCCUUUCCGCCUAAAAGGCUUUGGGAACCCCUACACCCUGCUGGUGAGCGGCCCCCUGGACCGGGAGCGUGUGGCCGCCUACAACAUCACAGUGACAGCCACUGAUGGUGGAGUGCCACAGCUGACGUCCCAGCGGACCCUGCAGGUGGAGAUCUCGGAUGUCAAUGACAACCCCCCAAGCUUCCUGGAAGACUCCUAUUCCAUCUAUGUCCCGGAGAACAAUCUGCCAGGGGUGUUGCUGUGUACAGUGCAGGCCACUGACCCCGACGAGAAGGAGAAUGCAGAGGUGACCUACUCUCUCCUGGACAGGGAGAUUCAAGGGCUGCCAGUCACCUCCUAUAUCUCCAUCAACAGCGUCAGUGGCAGCCUUUAUGCUGUCAACUCCUUUGACUAUGAGAAGUUCCGGGAAUUCUUUGUGACUGUGGAGGCCCAGGACAAGGGGGUCCCGCCAUUGAGCAGCACUGUGAUCGCCAAUGUCUAUGUGGUAGACGUGAACGACCAUGCCCCUCGCAUCCUGUACCCUACCUCAACCAACACAUCUGCAGCCAUGGAGUUGGUGCCUCGAACAGCCCCUGUUGGCUACCUGGUCACCAAAGUCAUAGCCAUGGACUCCGACUCUGGGCAGAAUGCCUGGCUCUUUUAUCAUCUAGUCCAGGCUUCUGACCUGGACCUCUUUAUGGUCGAGCUGCACACGGGAGAACUCAGGACUACCAGGAAGGUGGGCGACGAGAGUGGCACCACUUUUAACCUGACCGUGGUGGUCCGAGACAAUGGCGAGCCAUCACUGUCAUCCUCUGUGGCCAUUACAGUCGCUGUGGUGGACAGGGUGUCCAGAAUCCUCCCGGACACGCACAGACAUGUGAAGAAUCCCCGGACACCUUCUGAAAUCACACUUUACCUAAUAAUAGCAUUAAGCACAGUAUCUUUUAUAUUUCUUUUGACAAUCGUUGUUUUAAGUAUCAUCAAGUGCUAUCACUACACUGCCUAUGGCACUACUUGCUGCGGAGGAUUCUGUGGAGUGAGGGAGCGGUGUCCUGCGGAACUGUACAAACAGGCCAACAACAACAUUGAUGCCAGACUGCCCCACGGCCUCAAAGUGCAGCCUCACUUCAUUGAGGUGCGGGGGAAUGGCUCCCUCACCAAGACUUACUGUUACAAGGCCUGUCUAACAGCAGGCUCAGGGAGUGACACUUUCAUGUUUUACAACACAGGCGCCCAGCCAGGACCAGGGCCUGGGGGUGCCCAAGCAGCCGUGUCGGACAGCAGGCAUCUCACAGGCCAAAGUGGGCAGAGUGCUGGAAACCUGAUUGUUCUUAAAAACGAGGCUGUUUCUCAAAAUGAGCCACGGCAGCCCAACCCUGACUGGCGUUACUCGGCCUCCCUGCGAGCAGGCAUGCACAGCUCUGUGCACCUGGAGGAAGCUGGCAUUCUACGGGCUGGUCCAGGAGUGCCUGAUCAGCAGUGGCCAACGGUAUCCAGUGCAACACCAGAACCAGAGGCGGGAGAGGUGUCCCCUCCAGUCGGUGCUGGCGUCAACAGCAACAGCUGGACCUUUAAGUAUGGACCAGGCAACCCCAAGCAACCCGGUCCCGGUGAGUUGCCAGACAAAUUCAUUAUCCCAGGAUCUCCUGCAAUCAUCUCCAUCCGGCAGGAGCCUGCUAACAACCAAAUUGACAAAAGUGACUUCAUAACCUUCGGCAAAAAAGAGGAGACCAAGAAAAAGAAGAAAAAGAAGAAGGGUAACAAGACCCAGGAGAAAAGGGAGAAGGGGCACAGCACGACUGACAACAGCGACCAGUGAGGUCCCUGGAUGGAAACAAGCCACUUAGCCCAUUUUUGUAAUCAUGGCAAAUCUCUCCUGGGUAGCAACCCCCCACUCUUAUCUCCCAUUUCCACGAGCCCUGGUAGAGACCUCAGAAAUCUGCACAAAGUUCCCUGUGUCUGUCUAGAUCACAUUUAAACAAGUUUUGUCUUAAAAAAAAAAAAAAAAAGCUUUACUAAGUCUGGUGUUAACUCUUUUUUCUCCACUCUGGCUUAUUUGCAGAACCUAAAAAGCAGACCCAAGUUUCCUUUCUCCUCCGCCGCAAAGGAGAGGCUUCCCAGUCCCGCCAGUGAGAGGGUCGACUCUCUACCCUGUGCUCCGGGGAUCCUGUCUUGAUGACACUUACAGGGCAGGCAGAAAGCCUUUUGAGUUUGAGCAGCUUGGGUGUUUAUGGCACUGGGUAUGUGUGACCUCCCCCCACCUUAUGGGCAUGUGUGUGCCAGGCACUGGCUGGGAUGGGCCAGAGUAACCUAGUUGGCACAAAAAAGACUGGGAAACUAAGGCAGACAAACAACAGGAGUUACCAGUUCAGAGGGGAACUAUGAAAGGGAAAAGGACCAGACUUUCUAAACCUUUUAAUCCAAGAGGUGGUGGCCACCAUCUUGCAGACAAAACUACCCUUGCUGACAAGGCUUUAGGAGAUCCUGAAGUCUGUUGGCUGUGGGUCAUUAUUCAUGAUGCCUGCAUUUUACUAUAAGCCAAUAGCUCCGUGUCUAACAGAGGGCUAGCCAGGGCAACAGAAGCAGACCUGAUGUGUUUCCUGUAUCUGUCCUUGUGCUCACUUUACUAUGAAUUCUUUUGCACACAAUGUUUGUGAAAAGGCUUGGUCCUUUUCCAACAACACAUAUGCAAAAGCAAAAGAAGAAAGAAAACCCCAACACCUCACUUUAUGCUGUUUGUUGUUUGAUAGAUUUAUUUAAAAAAAAGAGAGAAAGUCUAUUACUAUAAGUCUUUAAAGAGAAAUAUGAUGAAUACAAUCCCCUGCCUCUACUCCCCUCGAAAGAGAAUUCAGCCAUUGAAAUGAUCAUUGCUGCUACAGAAGUGCUUUAAGAGAAUUGCCUGAAACAUCUGUAAAAUAUCAGCCACUUGCCAGUCACAGCUUUACUCUUUCAGGUCACUCUGGGGCUGCCUCUUGCAUGUACUGAUUCCUAAAUACAAGGAUCUUUCUCUCUCUUUUCUAAGAAACAAUUAUGUGCACUUUGAAUACACAACCUUCUCUUAACCAACUGUAUUGAGACCCAGAAACUGAAUAAAAAUGUUUUCUCAUACAGUGAGCAGAUUUUUCAGUCCUCUAAUCCUGUGACUUGUCUUGGUGUGCUAGCCUUAUACCUUCUCUUUGGUUUAGUUUCCCUUUUCUAUAACACUCUGAAUUGCUAAUCCUACUAACACCUCUGAUGUUACCUGAAAUCAAUCUCCCAUAUGUAUGCUGUAUGCUAAUAUAAGACUCCUGAAAUAUUCUUACUCUGUGCUUGUGUAUGUGAAUGUUAAUGCAACUAUUACCUAGAGUGAACUUUAAGCUUUAUUGUUGAAUGUAAUUCCAUUUUAUUUCCUUUUGUACACCUGUGAAAAAAGUGGAGUAGUGUUUUUUUAAUCAUUGUUUAUCAGCUUUUGUGUAUGAAAGACACAGUAAAAUUUCUCUUAAAUCAAGAUACUGGUGAUUCGAGGAAUUUUAUUUAUGGUCAGCCAAAAGCCAUGUCUUGCCAAGUCUCCUGCUGGCAAGGAAAUGGAUAAAGCUGUUUUUUCCUAGUAACAAUUCUGGAAUGAAUACUGAAAAUAUUCCUGGAGGGUAUGCAAGCACAAAUUUUACCAAUCUGACCUCUUUGAAGUUGCAGAAUGCUUUGAAAUUUUAAUGUGAUCUGGAAUGUUAGUUCAUAGAAAAUAAUAAAAUUUGCAGUCACCUUAAAUAAGACUUAUUAAUUUUGGUAUAUACAGUUUAGAUGUUUAAUUAUAUUAUCUAUUAAAAAGUUCAUAGACAAGAGGUAGGAUUCUGUUAUUUAAAAAUAGGCAUUAAGUCUCAAAAACCUGUCUUGUCUAUUUUUAGCUUUAUUCUCCCAUACUUUGAAGGGUGUGUAACUUCAGCUCUGCAGGAUUGCAUGGGGUAAACUUGUUUGCAACACAUGUGAACCAUUGCUACAUUGUAGGUUGUGAUCAUUUUGCCCCAUUGAAGCCCAUGUAUCUGACCUUACGUGCCUUUUGAACUAGGAGAAUCGGGCUAAUUUAUGAAUGAUGAUAAGUAUAAUGUACCUGUACAGCACUUUUUAAAUUUGCAAAGUGCUUUCCCAUCCAUGUUAGUUACUAGUUAUUACAGCUGUAAGGAUAAAACAAGUCAUGUGGAUUCAUUUUUAAUUGGUGCUAUUGGUAUUUCUUCUGUUAUUGCUAAUAAAUGGAACAUGGUGGUA